Talaromyces proteolyticus is the source of this 1599-nucleotide messenger RNA. RefSeq names its product putative MFS transporter. Lineage: Eukaryota; Fungi; Ascomycota; Eurotiomycetes; Eurotiales; Trichocomaceae. Gene Ontology annotation, molecular function: transmembrane transporter activity. The coding region runs from base 1 to 1599 and encodes 532 amino acids. The record is from RefSeq and is a predicted model, not a curated record. The transcript is spliced from 6 exons. Gene Ontology annotation, biological process: transmembrane transport.
AUGUCACCUAGUAAUAACAUCCCGGGGACAGUUCACCUCGUGGAUCUAGACCAUACCAUGCGCGCUCGCCAUGCUGGUGGCAGUGGUGACAUUGUUCUGGAUCCAGCGCCAUCUAAUGACCCCAACGAUCCUCUCAAUUGGUCCCCUGGUCGGAAGCUGCUGUCGCUGAUCUGUCAGAAUCUGUACACCUGGUUUGUUGGUAUCUCCGUGUCGACUGUUUACUCGGUUCUUGUCCCCCUUUCUAAGGCGACCGGAGUCUCCGUCACCACACUUAACCAAGGAACCGGGUACAUGUUUCUAUUUCUCGGCUGGGGUUUGCUUUUCUGGCAGCCGUUUUCUCUGAGAUAUGGGAAACGAUUGGCAUUUCUUGUUUCGACCGCUGGAAGCAUUGGGACAUGUAUCUGGGGUGCAUAUGUCAAAAGCAACGGCGAAUGGAUUGCGAAAUGUAUCCUGCAAGGUUUCUUCACUGCUCCGAUCGAGGCACUCCCGGAGCUUUCCGUAACUGACUUGUACUUUACCCACGAACGUGGUACUUACAUGGGCAUCUAUGCCUUUACCUUGGCAGGCAGCAACUACUUUGCUCCCGUCAUCUGCGGAUUCAUCGCCGAGUAUCAGGGAUGGCAAUGGGUUUUCUACUGGCCAUGUAUUUUCCUGGGAGCGGUAUUUAUAUUCCUGGCCUUGUUUAUGGAAGAGACCAAUUACAAUCGCAAAACAACUGUAAGUUCCGCGGAGACUGGCUCGCCAAAUACAGAACCGCCUCAAGAAGAGAAAGCCCCAGUUACCAUGCCGACGCAUGGAAUGACUGAGAUCGGCGAGGUCUACGCGCCAUCCAAAUCGGCCAUUCAGAAGAUGUCUAUUUGGCAUCCAAACCCUGGUCAAAAUAUGCUCCACCAUGCACUCCAAAGCUUGAGGUUUCUUGGAUGGCCAGUUAUCUUCUACGCUGGAUUCUCCUACGGUUCCUAUCUUAUUUGGUUCAAUGUUCUCAAUGCUACAUCCUCCAUUAUUCUUUCCGGCGCGCCCUAUAACUUCGGCUCGUCUAUGGUUGGACUUAGCUAUUUAUCAUGCUGCGUCGGCGUUACUGUAGCUUCGUUUGUUUCUGGUCGGCUGAGUGAUUGGCUCACAAUCAAGCUUGCGCGUCGGAAUAAUGGUAUUAUGGAGUCCGAAUUUCGCUUGUGGCCUUUCGCUAUCUGCGUUAUCCUGGUGCCAUUCUCCCUGAUUCUUUGGGGUGUUGGGGCUCAACAUGGUGUCCACUGGUUCGGACUAAUUGUUGGCAUGGCGGUCCUCGCUUUUACAAAUACAAUGGGAAUCACACUGAGCGUCAACUACUUAGUUGACAGUUACCAUGAUAUUAGUAGUGACGCUCUGGUUACUGUCAUCCUUGUACGGAAUACCAUGUCAUUUGCCAUCAGCUACGGGAUCACACCAUGGCUAACAAAUCUGGGAUACCAAAAUUGUUUCGUCUCAGCGGCGUUUAUCGGUAUGGCAGCGUCAUCAGUAUUCUUUGUCAUGAUCAAAUUCGGAAAGGGGUUCAGAGUUCAGAGUGCCAGCAAGUACUGGGGUAUUGUCAACAGUGAAAAGUGCAAGUUGGCCGUUGAGUAA